Messenger RNA from Diuraphis noxia (Russian wheat aphid), 679 nucleotides. RefSeq names its product solute carrier family 35 member F5. The record is from RefSeq and is a predicted model, not a curated record. Gene Ontology annotation, cellular component: membrane. Lineage: Eukaryota; Metazoa; Arthropoda; Insecta; Hemiptera; Aphididae.
CUUACUAGUUACUACUUAGUAUGGGCUAAGGGCAAAUGCCUAUAUUAAAUUAAAACAUGUAAAUUGUUCCUUAUUUAUUUGUAUGCAAAUAUUUAUUCAAAAACAUUGCAGAAAUGUGAUCAUUAAAUGUAAUCGUGUAUUCUAGUUUAACUAGUUCAAUGUACUUGUAAUACUUUAGUUGUGUAAUUUUGAGAAGUUAGGUAGUCUAAUGGAUUUAUGCUAUUUAUUCUUGCCAUAAAGGUUUUUAAAUUACCAGCAAAAAAUGCACAAUCUGUCCCAAAGACUGACAUUUGGCUUGUUGUUAUUACUGUUGGCAGACAUAAUAUGGAUAAUGUCAUCAAAAUUCAUUAACUUUGUUCCUUUCAAAACUGAUGAUUACAAAAAGCCGUUUUUUUUCGCCUAUACCAAAGCAUCUAUAUUUACUCUCUACUUUUUGAUAUAUAUUAUAUUUAAAGAAAUACGAAAGCCUUGUGGAAACCAAACUAAUUAUAUGUUUGUUAAUUUUGAUACAAUCGAAAAUGAAGAUGAUGACGAAGAAGAUGAUAAUGUUUUUACUGAUGAAACUGAAAGAUUAGUAAGAAUUUUGGUCAAUAUUAUUUGAAUUAAAAAUAUCUUCUUUUGAGUUCAAAAAAUUAAUCUAUAUGUGAAUUGUAGUGAUUGAUUAAUCAUGCAAUUUAUU